UUAGAGAUGAACGUGUAAUUUACUCGUAGAAAGGUGAAGGAAUCGUAGACUGAGUCCAGAUCUGGCGAUGCCUUCGCAGGCACUGCCCAAUCCGAGGACAACCAUGAGCCGCUCCGUCGGAAAAUCUGCGCAACCGCUCACCCGCUCCUCUAUGCAAUCUGCUUUCCAGCUGCCCCCUUCCGAGGAGGAGGCUGAGGCGGGCAUCUCCGUAUUGAAGCAGAUAUUUUUUUCAGAGACGCGCGUUCAAGGACCACCAAAGAUUCUCUAUCUGUUCAAUUUAUUAUGCUUAAACCCUUCUCUUAGGCGAAUGGUUGUAUCAUUGGCAUCUGAUAAAGCCAUCUGGGAUGCGAUUAUGAAAAAUGAAGCAGUUCAAGAACUCAGAGAAUCUUGUAUAACUGGUCUUAUGCUACCUUCAGGUUGUCAAGGAGAAACUGGAAGCAUCCUGUCUGAAUUCUGGAAUGCAGGUCGUGACAUUGCCAUAAUAAUUCUCAGAUGGAUCUUGGAAAAUCUCAAAACAAAAGUUCAUGCACUUUUGCUUCUGAUUUCCCAGCUUGUCGAUGAGCUCUUUCAUGUUGUGGAACCAGGAACAAGCAUGGGUUUCUUGGACGGCAUACUGAGAUCUAUGUUUAUGUUGUCGCUCAUGGUAAUUAGUAUUGUUAUCAUUAUUCGUAUCCAGCAGAAAUAUGGUCUGGCUCGUUGAGCUGGUCAUAGUUUGUGGAUUGUUCGAACUUAAUCAUGCCACCAUUGUUCGCCAAUUGGGCACUAUAAUAAUUUAAGGCCCUGAAUCGUUUGAUGAAA
Messenger RNA from Zingiber officinale, 798 nucleotides. RefSeq lists its product as uncharacterized. The record is from RefSeq and is a predicted model, not a curated record. The coding region runs from base 68 to 700 and encodes 210 amino acids. The transcript has 4 exons. Lineage: Eukaryota; Viridiplantae; Streptophyta; Magnoliopsida; Zingiberales; Zingiberaceae.